AUGCUGCAGGAUUGUGCGAAGGCUCGUCGGGAGGUAGAGCUGCACUGGAGGGCGUCGCCCUGUUCUCACAUCGUACGCAUCAUGGAUGUCUACGAGAACCUCUACCAGGGCAGGAAAUGCCUGCUCAUCGUCAUGGAGUGGUAGGUCACACGCACACACACACACAUCCGUUUAGCCUAUUUUAUUCAAUGUUUUCUCUCUCUGUUUUAGCAUGGAUGGAGGUGAGCUGUUUAGCCAUAUUCAAGACCGAGGGAACCAGGCAUUCACAGAAAGAGGUAAAGACAUAUUUGUCCUUAUUUUUGUCCAGUUGUAUGAUGUCUCCCUUCACUCCACUGGUAUUCAACUGUUCACUUGCUCAGCUAUACCUCUAACUCUCUUUCUCCUCUCUCCCACCCCCUAUCUAGAGGCCUCUGACAUUAUGAAGAGUAUAGGUGAAGCCAUCCAGUACCUGCAUGCCAUUGACAUUGCUCACAGAGACAUCAAGGUGUAAAGCCUGUCUGAACAGAAUUAUACCGUACAUGCCUUCAGGCAGAACGACUUAUUUUAUGUACAUGUUUAGUCAAAAAAAGUAAUGCUAUUUUCUCAUCUCUCAGCCAGAGAAUCUGUUGUACACCUCCAAAAGGCCAGACGCCCUCCUCAAACUCACCGAUUUUGGGUUUGCCAAAGAAAUCACCACACUCAACUCCCUGGCAACGCCAUGCUACACCCCCUAUUAUGUUGGUAAGGGCAUGCCACUCGGUCUGCAUGCUUGCUGUUCAACAUGCUUACUGACUGUGGUUUAUAAUACAGCCUAAAUCUUGUUGGUGUAAUUAUUCAUGAAUACUUCAAUGCCAUUGAUUUACUAUGUUCAUUAAAUACAAUGCUUGAAUUUAUUUAGUAUUUUGUUUUUUCUCCCUCCUUUAUCCCAGCUCCUGAGGUUCUUGGUCCAGAGAAGUACGACAAAUCCUGUGAUAUGUGGUCUCUGGGCGUCAUCAUGUAUAUCCUGUAAGUGAUACAAAAUAGGUUGACAGCCCGAAUCAAUUCCCAAUAGCAGCAUGUACAGGAUGUAGCAUGUUUUGGUUCGUAUAAAUGUUCCUCUCCACCUCUCUCCCCAGGCUGUGUGGAUAUCCUCCCUUCUACUCCAACCACGGCCUUGCCAUCUCCCCAGGGAUGAAGAGACGCAUCAGGAACGGACAGUACGAGUUCCCCAACCCAGAGUGGUCUGACGUGUCUGAGGAAGGUAAUAAAGAGAACCCAGGGGUAUUUAUAUGGUCCGGAUUCAAAAUGAAUAUCAUGACAUUGAUGGGAAUGAUGGGCGAAUAUGUAUAAAAAAAAAAAAUAUAUAUAUAUAUACAUAUACAUAUACAUAUACAGUGAGGGAAAAAAGUAUUUGAUCCCCUGCUGAUUUUGUACGUUUGCCCACUGACAAAGACAUGAUCAGUCUAUAAUUUUAAUGGUAGGUUUAUUUGAACAGUGAGAGACAAAAUAACAACAAAAUAAUCCAGCAAAACGCAUGUCAAAAAUGUUAUAAAUUGAUUUGCAUUUUAAUGAGGGAAAUAAGUAUUUGACCCCUCUGCAAAACAUGACUUAGUACUUGGUGGCAAAACCCUUGUUGGCAAUCACAGAGGUCAGACGUUUCUUGUAGUUGGCCACCAGGUUUGCACACAUCUCAGGAGGGAUUUUGUCCCACUCCUCUUUGCAGAUCUUCUCCAAGUCAUUAAGGUUUCGAGGCUGACGUUUGGCAACUCGAACAAUCAGCUCCCUCCACAGAUUUUCUAUGGGAUUAAGGUCUGGAGACUGGCUAGGCCACUCCAGGACCUUAAUGUGCUUAUUCUUGAGGCAUUCCUUUGUUGCCUUGGCCGUGUGUUUUGGGUCAUUGUCAUGCUGGAAUACCCAUCCACGACCCAUUUUCAAUGCCCUGGCUGAGGGAAGGAGAUUCUCACCCAAGAUUUGACAGUACAUGGCCCCGUCCAUCGUCCCUUUGAUGCGGUGAAGUUGUCCUGUCCCCUUAGCAGAAAAACACCCCCAAAGCAUAAUGUUUCCACCUCCAUGUUUGACGGUGGGGAUGGUGUUCUUGGAGUCAUAGGCAGCAUUCCUCCUCCUCCAAACACGGCGAGUUGAGUUGAUGCCAAAGAGCUCGAUUUUGGUCUCAUCUGACCACAACACUUUCACCCAGUUCUCCUCUGAAUCAUUCAGAUGUUCAUUGGCAAACUUCAGACGGGCCUGUAUAUGUGCUUUCUUGAGCAGGGGGACCUUGCGGGUGCUGCAGGAUUUCAGUCCUUCAUGGCGUAGUGUGUUACCAAUUGUUUUCUUGGUGACUAUGGUCCCAGCUGCCUUGAGAUCAUUGACAAGAUCCUCCCGUGUAGUUCUGGGCUGAUUCCUCACCGUUCUCAUGAUCAUUGCAACUCCACGAGGUGAGACUUGCAUGGAGCCCCAGGCUGAGGGAGAUUGACAGUUAUUUUGUGUUUCUUCCAUUUGCGAAUAAUCGCACCAACUGUUGUCACCUUCUCACCAAGCUGCUUGGCGAUGGUCUUGUAGCCCAUUCCAGCCUUGUGUAGGUCUACAAUCUUGUCCCUGACAUCCUUGGAGAGCUCUUUGGUCUUGGCCAUGGUGGAGAGUUUGGAAUCUGAUUGAUUGAUUGCUUCUGUGGACAGGUGUCUUUUAUACAGGUAACAAACUGAGAUUAGGAGCACUCCCUAUAAGAGUGUGCUCCUAAUCUCAGCUCGUUACCUGUAUAAAAGACACCUGGGAGCCAGAAAUCUUUCUGAUUGAGAGGGGGUCAAAUACUUAUUUCCCUCAUUAAAAUGCAAAUCAAUUUAUAACAUUUUUAACAUGCGUUUUUCUGGAUUUUUUUGUUGUUAUUCUGUCUCUCACUGUUCAAAUAAACCUACUAUUAAAAUUAUAGACUGAUCAUUUCUUUGUCAGUGGGCAAACGUACAAAAUCAGCAGGGGAUCAAAUAAUUUUUUCCCUCACUGUAUAUACAUUUUAUUUUCACAUACACCGGAUAGGUGCAGUUUUAAUCUGUUUUAAUUCUGUGUGAAUUGCUUACAAGAGUUGUGACUUUGUUUUUCUAUCUCCCAGCCAAGCAGCUGAUCCGCCACCUGCUGAAGACUGAGCCCACCCAGAGGAUGAGCAUCACAGAGUUCAUGAACCACCCCUGGAUCAAUGUAAGCAUAGCACCCCUCUGUUCCCCCAAAUAUACCAUUUGAGCUAGGUGGUACACACAUGAAGAAACUGUUGCUGCAGUGUGUAUUGAUCACAAUGUAAGAGUACAAGGUUAUUAUUAAGAAUAUGUACAGAAUCCAAUACACUAUCAGUGGUGUAAAAAUACUUUAAAGUACUACUGAAGUAGUUUUUGGGGGUAUCUGUACUUUACUUUACUAUUUAUAUUUUUGACUACUUUUACUUCACUACAUUCCUAAAGAAAAUAAUGUACUUUUUACUCUGUACAUUUUCCCUGACACCCAAAAGUAGUCAUUACAUUUUGAAUGCUUAGCAGGACAAGAAAAUGGUCAAAUUCACGCACUUAUCAAAAGAACAUCCCUGGUCAUCCCUACUGCUUCUGAUCUGACGGACUCACUAAACACAAAUGCUUUGUUUGUAAAUUAUGUCUGAGUGAUGGAGUGUGCCCCUGGCUAUCUGUAAAUAAAUAAAAAACACGAAUAGUGCCAUCUGGUUUUCUUAAUAUAAGGAAUUUGAAGUGAUUUUUACUUUUGAUACUUAAGUAUGUUUUGGCAAUUACAUUUACUUUUGAUACUUAAGUAUAUUUAAAACCAAAUAAUUUUAUACUUUUACUCAAGUAGUAUUUUACUGGGUGACUUUCACUUUUACUUGAGUCAUUUUCUAUUAAGGUAUCUUUACUUUUACUCAAGUAUGGCAAUUGGGUACUUUUUCCACCACUGUACACUAUGAAAGGGAUUAAUCAUUCACUAGCAAUGUUGGACCACAACACCUUUGGGAGAUGAGAACACAGAGAAAGUCUCCAGUCAACACACAUAUUUCCUGUCAUAGCAUAUUAUAUUUUUGUUGCACUGACAUCCUAUUCCAGCUUGGUGGUCCAGUCUGUUUGUGCUUAAGCCAACUCCUCUCUGUGCAUAGAAAUAUAAUUAUUUAUAUGUCUCAGUCUGUUCUUUGUCAUGCCAAAGAAACUGGCCUCACAGCAAUGCUAACUUGGCCAUAACCGCAUACAGCAUGGAACCAUGCUCUUCUUUUUCAACAAUGUCCUCCAGGAGUUGCUGAAUACUUUUCACAUUUCCAGUUUGCUCCUAUAUUCACGUGCCUUGGUUUGAUACAAUGUGUUUUCUAAAGCUAUGUGCUAAUGCUAACCCAUGCUGGUCUCCCUGCAGCAGUCUAUGGAGGUCCCUCAAACCCCUCUCCACACCAGCCGUGUGCUGCAAGAGGAGCAUGACGUCUGGGAGGAGGUCAAGGUGAACUCAUACACGGACACUGGCACUGUAGUGAUUUGAUAACAUUAUUUGGGCUUCUGACUUGGAUCCACACGGCUCCUUCAUGCUGAUUGAGCACAACAACAACAAUAUCCUACUCUAGACUGUACAACAUAGUGUUUGCUUCUAUCUACACAAUUGCGCAUUUGCUCCUUUGGAUAUUCUGUGUGCUUUACACAUUAUUUUAAAUUGUUUCUAUGUGAUAUGCUAAAAGUGUUUUAUUUUUGUUACUAGGAGGAAAUGACAAGUGCCCUGGCAACCAUGAGAGUGGACUAUGAGCAAGUCAAAAUCAAGACCAUCGAGGACUCGACCAAUCCGCUGCUGAUGAAGAGAAGGAAGAAGGCAAGCCAUGCAGCCACUGAAACACCGGGCCUGUGA
This is a messenger RNA of Coregonus sp. 'balchen', 4803 nucleotides long. The record is from the annotation of a GenBank genome assembly. NCBI's taxonomy places the organism in Eukaryota, Metazoa, Chordata, Actinopteri, Salmoniformes, Salmonidae.